Messenger RNA from Paramacrobiotus metropolitanus, 4530 nucleotides. RefSeq names its product mitotic checkpoint serine/threonine-protein kinase BUB1 beta-like. The record is from RefSeq and is a predicted model, not a curated record. The coding region runs from base 200 to 4300 and encodes 1366 amino acids. Gene Ontology annotation, molecular function: ATP binding; protein kinase activity. The transcript has 7 exons. Gene Ontology annotation, biological process: meiotic sister chromatid cohesion, centromeric; protein phosphorylation; mitotic spindle assembly checkpoint signaling. NCBI's taxonomy places the organism in Eukaryota, Metazoa, Tardigrada, Eutardigrada, Parachela, Macrobiotidae.
GGGUGCUCAUAUGAAUUUUUAACCUUUUAGCUUCAAGUUUCCAUUUAGAUUUUAAUUUUGACUUCGUAUUCACUUUGAAAGCGUUAAACGGGAUUGCAAAAAGCGAACCUAUGGGAUUGUCAGCAUAAUCUUCCUCCUCACUAGCUGAUCAAAUUUCAGUCCUGAUUUGGUGAUGGCUGAUGCAGUAGUGCUCCAAUGAAUGCUAAUGAAAGCCGUUAUGGCGGCCAGUGAAGACUGGGAUACGAGCAAGGAGAACAUUCGGCCUCUACGCCAGGGUCGACAAGUAUCAUCGUUGGCCGAUGUCAGUGAGACGAAAACGCUGGAACUGAAUGCAAAACGACAGGAGUUUGAGCAGCGUAUUGCUGAACCUGCGGGAGAUGAUCCUCUUGCAGAAUGGGAUGCGUAUAUUCAGUGGGUGGAAAGCAAUUAUCCACGGGGAGGGAAGGAGAGCGGUUACAAUGAGCUUCUGACGCGAUGCUGUCAGCAUUUUCUGCAAUGUGACCAGGAAAGCAAGCGCUAUUUUCAGGAUGAACGAUUUGUGAAGAUUUGGAUUAAAUUUGCGACUAAAGAUCCAAAGUUGGUUUUGGAAAGUUUUUCUUUUAUGGAGAAGCAACAGAUCGGUACGCUUUCCCCUGUUUUUUACCUUGCCUGGGCAUCGGAAUUGGAAUCGGUGAGAGCCACACUGAAAGCAGAAGAAAUCCUUGACAAGGGCAUUACUGCCUGUGCCGGCUGUCCGGAUCACGUUCUGCGACUGCAGGCUGGUAAAAAAGCCUUGUUGGAUCGGGAUGCCCGAGCUUUGGUUUUGGACCCUGAAGCAUUUUCAGUAUUUGAUGAUGAACUGGAAGAGGAACGAACAGCCCUGGGAGCUUUGCAAGCAGUAGGGAAGGACAAAGGCGAUGCACCGGUUAACCGCAUUGGAGACAGUAAACUCCGUAAGUUCUAUCCUACUGUGGUCAGUGUGUUCAACGAUGCAGGCGAUAAAAGCGAUCGGCCCCACGCACCCGAAGAACCAGUAUUUCCGUCAACCAGUCAGGAACGGGAAAACACGAUUGCAGUCACCAAAUUCGAAAAAUCUCGAAAUAAACAUGCGGUGAAAAUCGUCCCGGCUAGGGUAGACAAUCCAUUUGAAAUCCACCGCGAUCCACCGGAAAAAUCAGCGAAAGAAUCUCGCCGACCCAUAACAGAUCACCGCGGACUGAAAAGCCGGGAUUCCGUCAAAGAGGAGCAGCCGUUAGAGAGUAUUCUAAAUACACCAGUGGCGCCUUCGAAUGGCUUGGUUUGCUCCGUCGAUUGGAGCGUGCUUAAUUAUAAAGAUCCGGGAGCAAAGAAGCGUGAGCCCGCCGUCGAUCGUUUACCAUGCAGUAGCAAUAUCCCGUAUGAGCCAGCUCCCCCUGCACCAAAUGGGCAGGUUUUCGCAUGGAAUUACUCUCUAUUCCAAGAAUCUCAGGAGCUGUCCAUAGAAGAAGCCUUGUGUAUAUCUUAUCGCCGCACCCGACAAAGCCAGCAGCAAAAAGAGGAUGCUGACAAGAUUUUGGCUGAAAAAUUAGCUGCUGCAAAGUUGGAAUUGGCUGCGGCCGAGAAUCAACGUCAAAUUGCUGAGUAUGAGCGCAGAAACGUGCUGGUCGAACUCGCCGAAAAGCAGAAAGUCUUGGAUGAAAGACUGAUUUCGCUUCAACAGGAGCGUGGGGCGUUAGACCAUUUGCAGCAGGAUGUUCAUCAUAAAAUAGCUUUGCUUCACGAAAAAAAUGCAGUUUUGGAACAGAAACUGCAAGAAGCUGGUGAGAAGUUAGUGGAAAUCGAUCAGUUAAAACUGGAGGCGGAGGAGCAGUAUCGGUUGGCGUCUGAUGUCCACAAGUCCAAUGAAGAAGAUCUAUUUGUCACGGAAAGUAUCGCGAACGGGUUAAGCUCGUGUUUAACGGCUUUACACAAAGAUAUCAAUAGAAAUGAUAUGGACGCAUGGGACUGUAUGUUCAACUUUGCAUACGAUCUUCAGCGGCGUCUGGAGCGCAUCACGGAAAGUCAACAUCACUCCGCUACGGCCUGGGUAAAUAUGAUGCACGAAGUUGCAGGGCGAAUACUGAGCGCUAUCCAACAGCGACAGCUACCAGAAGAGAUGCAAAACGGAAUUUCCGAAGACCAAACAGGAAUGAGAAACGAUUAUUUUGCCGGAAAUGAGAACCCGGAACAGUCAGACAAUAUCGUACUCAGCCAGGGACCGUACCAAUCUUCUCAGCCUCUCAGUGGACGCCAGAGUUGGUCAGAGCAUCCGGUUAAUCCUGCCAUCAAUGCUAUGUGGAAUCAGACUUUGAACGGGACAAGCAGGGAAAGGUCUGCGGCAUCUGGGUUGCUAGAUACGGAUGAUGAAAAUGCAGGAAGGGCUUUCGGUGAUAACCGUUCUCCAAUGCGACACAGUUUUGUUGUCAAGCGAGAACGGCGGUCUUUUGAUAUGGGAGGUGAAACUUGUGAGAUGUUCUCUAUCUACGAAGAUUCUCCAGAAGCUCGCCCCUCUGACAAUCACAGUUCACCCAUGGGCUUUGAGAUUUUUCAGGACGAAGUUGCCGACAUUCCUGCGGCUGUAUGCAUUCCGGAUGCGGAUGAAAGGUUGCUUUGUUCUGAUACUGUGGAAGAGCUCGGUAAUCGUCAAGUGGAAAUCUCAACACCUCCGGAAAAAUUGGAUGACAACCAGAAAGGAUCUGAGGCCGUCCUCGAAUUAAGUGGUCAGGACACGGGCAGCUCUAAGGACGACGAUUACAAUAAGAAAAGUCCGGAGAAUUGGAUAUUUGUGAAAGUGGAACAUGAUGCCGCUAUUGAAAUGGACAGCCCACAAGACGUCUGUAAACCGGAUCCGAUAACCGCGCGGAAAAGUUUGAACCCUGGAUUCGCGGACGAAUUUAGUUCCACACGGAAAAGUUUGGCUUAUUUUGAUCAAACUAUUCAGCUGGAAUCGGAAAGUCAGUUUUUCGACCAUAUUGAUUUUGAAAAGUGCAUGGCAUCAACGCCCAAAACAAGACUGAAAGAUCCAGAAGCAAGUGGUAUAUCGGGUCAGUCUCCUGAUGAUUAUCGCCGGCGACAAUCUUACUAUCCGCUGAGUCCUAUACUGGAAGGCAGUCGUGAGAAUAAGACAUCCUCUUCAAGCAAUGCCAGCAGCACCAUCUCCAUGCACUUGCGAAGUAAAAAAAGUACCGGAAAUUAUGAAGCAGUUGAUGAAGCAGAAGAGAGGUCAGUGUCCGUCGAUCCUUACUGCGCCUCUUUUAUGGAGUCGUUCAAGGAGCGCCUGCGGGUCCGGGUUGAGACAGAUCCUUUGGUCAUUAUGUUGGAUGCCGAACUGCCAGAAAUUGUCUCCGGAAGAACUGUGCUUAGACUGGAUGGCAAAUACAUUGUGGAAGAAAAGCUAGGAGAAGGAUCGUAUGCCGCCGUGUACCGGGUCCGUUGUCGAAGUGAUGCCAGCAAUACCUGGGCACUAAAAGUUCAGCCCAAAAGUGGUUGGUGGGAUCAGUACAUUCAUAGCGAAAUCUUGCGGAGGUUAAACGCUUCGGCGGAUUAUCAAAAGUCCCUGCCCUAUAUCAUUAAUGCUCAACAGUUCUUCCGGCUGAAAGAUGAUGGUACCUACAAUUUGCUUCCACUUUUCGAACACGACACCAUCCUUAAGCUAGUCAAAGCUUUCCAGAAUUCUCCUGAAAAAUCUGUUCCGGAACCGUUGUGCAUGAAGUUGACGUUGGAUGUGCUGAGGGCUGUGGAAAGUCUGCAUAGUAUCGGCAUUAUUCAUGGCGAUAUCAAAGCAGAUAACUUCCUUAUUCAAGGUCUGAAAGAAAUGUCGCUCGCUGAAAGUGCGGAAGAAUUUGUUGCCAUUCCAUCGGCGGUCCUAACGGACUUCGGUUGUGGGAUUGAUACAACGUUGUUUGAAACGGGCACCACGUUUUCCACUAUGCGCAAAGGGAAAACUACGGCAGGUUUCGAGAUCCUACAGGGACGGCCGUGGACAUACGAGAUUGAUUUGUACGGAGUGCUGGAUGUCAUUCACACCAUGCUGUUUGGAGAGUACAUGAAAGUUUACGAAGAAGGUGGUAUCUGGAAGAUCACCAAGAGUUUCAAACGUUCGUAUUCCGAGAUUUGGUCCCAGACCUUCCAUAAAUUGUUGAACACUGCUUCCGCUGACCAGCUGCCUAAUUUAUGUGAGAUUCGAAAGGAAUUUGAGGAAACCACAGUCCGUCGUGUGCAAAUGAUGAAUGUCGGCAAGCUGAGCCGACAGAUUCGUGUUACUUUCUUUAUGCAGCGGAAAAGUUGUGUCCUGGCUCGUUGAAUCGUCUUUGGCAUGUUUCUCCAUAGUUUUGCUCAUUUGGUAAUUUCUCACUUUUUAUUCACGUUCAUGUUUUGCCAGUUUCCAGAAACUGUUGGGAGACUAUGAGCGUGUAUGCUGUAUUAUAAAUUGUUUAAUUGUGCGGUGCUUCUCCUUGAUGUGAGAUAGAAAAAAUUCUUUUGGCUUCCGCAGGAUGUAGUGAACUGAUGAUGCGAAUGCAGUUUUAAAACUGA